GAAAUAUCUCACUUUUUUUUUAUUGAUUUCUAUUUAAAAAUCUAAAGCAGACCUGUUUGAUUAAUGAUAAUUCCUCAUAUCUUCUUCCUUUAUCUGUUUUGUAGCCCGGCACUGCUUCUUAUAUCUGCAUUUGGGUCAUUGGGUACAAUAGUUGCGCUGACAAUCUACAGACAUCAAUAUCCUGUGAACCUCUACUUACUUUUUGGAUUUGUAAGUAUAAUUUAUAUGGACAUUAGAACUAUUAAAUGAUGCCUGAUCCUCUUUUCAGGAUAAAGUCUCCAAACUAGUAAUCCGUCACAGUUUAUUUUAUUCACUAAAGUCUGAAUUAUAAAAUAUUCUUCACCAUCCGUUUGGGCCAACCUUCCAAUUCUAACACUCAUUGUCUUUACUAACCAAAUCCAGAUUUAAGCCGCCUGUUUCAGAGAUUCUCCACUGUGUACAGUCAACAUCAGCAGCCAGUUAGCAGUGUUUGUAACUUGUACAAUGACACAUUCCCCACUACAUACUGUUUUAGUGUUUGUCUAAAUCCUUAUGUAAUCUCAAUUAUGCAAUUCCUACUGCCAAAAUGUUAUUACUGCUAUUAAUGGUUAUCAGAUAUUCUGAAAAUGCUGACCGAUGUAAAAGCUGUUUAGAAAUUGCAAACCUUACAGUAAAAUAAUUAUCACGUUCGCAGAAGACGUAACCCUGAGCUUGUAGUUAAUAAAUAGAAAAUUGAAAUGUGCAUUUAUUAAAUUGGCUAAUUGAUCAUAUUAUGUUGCAUUGUUUUAAUACCAUCUACCUUGGUUACUUUACUGGAAGUUAGGCUAACAAUUACAGAAAAAAAAAUCCAGGAUUUGCUUCACAAUCUUAAUGCAUCAUACAGGGUUUAAAUAAUUAGGUCCUACGCUACUAGCUAGGCCUUAAACUUACUUGCCACUGCAAGCCUGCAGGGUCCAUGACACUCUUACCAGGGCUAAAUUUUUAUUUGCCGCUGAGUUUUUUUCAAAGGCAAGUGGCAAGUAGACUUAUUUUACAUUAAUGUAACAUUUUUUUAAAAUGCUUGACUAUUCAAAUUCUUAAAAUUGCUGCUCUGCUCAGAAUAUAAUAAAAAAAAUCAAACAAUAUAGAAUAACAUUUAAUCUAUUAAAAAGUAUUCUGCAAUAGCCUUUUUAUCGAAGUUCAUUGCUACAGCCACUGGCCCUUUAAAUACUAUGAAUCUGCAUUUUGUUGGAUACUUUACCUGUCCCAGUGAGCAACGUGGCACCUAUACAGACACCGUAUUCCGCCUGCCAACACAUUGUUACUGAACCAUAAACCAAAUACUGAUCUGCAUGCUACUUGAAUGCAAAGUUAAAUCCCUUGCCAGCAAGAGGGAAAAAAAAAAAUCUAUUUUCAGUACUAAUGACAGCAGUGAUUAAGGUGGGAUUUAUUCACUAACCAGAAGAGUGUAGUUAAUUGAAAUCCAAUUUGUAACAGACUAAACUAGCCAAGGUGUGACUACCAGACUUGGAGAAUUUUUUUCCAACAAGCUGUUUUUGACAAAAUUUUCAAAUUCUGUUUUUAAUGUUACUACAAUUCACUGCUUAUUAAAUAACCCCACAUCAAACACAGAACAUAGGUGGACAAAGGGUAGAUUACCUGCUGUUGUAACCAGUGGCGUACCUACCACGAUUGCAGCUGCGACCGGGCCCAUCACUCCAGGACCCUUGCAACUUCAGGGCCACCACAACUUCAGGGCCAGUGCACUACCACAACGACACGGGCCCUGCGGUCGCUGGAUGACCGGCGGAAAGUGAGCGCUGUGCUUUACGCCUCCCCUCCUGCCGGUUUCUCUGUUUGUAGUGCAGCCACGUUACAGUCAUAAGGUAGAGGAGAAGAGAGGGAAUGAGGGCUGGAUGGUGGGGUGAGGAGGCUUAAUGAGGGCUGGAUGGAGGGUGAAAGAGGGAGUGAGGGCUGGAUUGGAGUUAAAAGGGGUCAAAGAGAGCUAGAUGGGAGGUGAAGUGGGUUAAUUAGGGCUGGAUGGAGGGUGAAGGGGGUUAAUGGGAGUGUAGGGGUUAAUAGGGGCUGAAAGUGGUUAAUGAGGGCAGUGUGAGGGGGAUUAAUGAGCACUGGAUGUGGGGGUGAGGAGGGUUAAUGAGGGCUGGAUGUGGGGGUGAGGCGGGUUAAUGAGGGCUGGAUGUGGGUGAGGGUUAAUGAGGGCUGGAUGUGGGGGUGAGGAGGUUAAUGAGGGGCUGGAUGUGGGGUGAGGAGGGAGGGCUGGAUGUGGGGGUGAGGAGGGUUAAUGAUGGGGCUGGAUGUGGGGGGUGAGGAGGGUUAAUGAGGGCUGGAUGUGGGGGGUGAGGAGGGUUAAUGAGGGCUGGGUGUGAGGAGGGUUAAUGAGGGCUGGGUGUGAGGGGUGAGGAGGGUUAACGAGGGCUGGGUGUGAGGGGUGAGGAGGGUUAACGAGGGCUGGAAUGGGGGGUGAGGAGGGUUAAUGAGGGCUGGAAUGGGGGCUGAGAGAAGAAAUGAGACAAAUGGAGGGCUGAGAGAGGGAAUGAUACACAUGUGGGGGGGCCCUGGUACAAUUUUUGCACCGGGGGCCGGUGGUUUCUAGCUACGCCUCUGAUUGUAACCGUACAUCCCUCAGAAUGCUUUUAAAGUUUGCAUCCCUAUUUGCCUGUUGUACAGAAGAGAUUUAGAAGUUUGGUCUCAAAACAUUGAAUUGACAAAGUGUUAAAACAUAAAUAAAUUGGCACUUAGGUUUCUAAAAAAUCAUUACUUUUACAAUUCAUCCAUUUUUAUGAUGGUUAUUUUUGACCAAGUCUAAAAGUAUGCUGAAUUACAUAUUUAUGACCAAGUUGAAAAGUAUGCAGAGUUGCAAUUAAAGUUUCUCUGCCACCCAUCCACCCCCACCACAAAAAAGUGAGUAAAUUUAUAAAGAUUAACUCUUUAUGAAAAUGUUGACUGCAUUUCACAAAAAUUCCAACAUAGUCAAAAGAUGUAAUAAAACAUUUAGGGGCUAUUUAUAGAUUUUCGCAUGAUUGACAAAUGGCAAAUCUAACCAUUUAUCUAGUAAUGGCUAUGAGGAAAAAGGCUUGUUCUAUAGAGGGUCUCACUUGAUCCUCCAUAGAUAUCAGUGUCUGCAGCAUGCGUGUGUGUAGAGCGGUGACGUGAGCUCUUGGAAUUUAGAGGCAAAGGAGAAACCCCAGAAGGGGACUACUGCUUUUAAGUAGAAACACUUUUCCUGUUUUUUUUGGUCUACUUUUUCAGCAUUGUGAUUAUGUGUGUUUACUUUAGGCUUCAGCAGUCUAUUACCCAAGCAAGAUAUAAGGCUUUCUAAAUUAAACACACUUCUGUAAGAUCUGAUUAAAGAUAAAACCAUUUUUGUUUCAUGGAGGCUUUGUGAGUCACAGCCAGGGGAGGUGUAGCUAGAGCUGCAUAAGCUGAAACAAAAGGGAUAUAACCCCUAAAUGUCAGACAAUUGAGCAGUAAAACUUAAGCUUAAAGGAUCACUAUAGGGUCAGGAACACAAACAUAUUCCUGACCCUAUAGUGUUAAAACCACCAUCUAGCCCCCCCGGGCCCCUCAUGCCUCCAUAAAUACAGCAGAUUGUUACUGUAUUCAAGCCAGAAGCUGUAGAUCUGCAUGCUGUUUGCCUCAGAAAACAAGCAGUCUGAUUACAUCAGCAGAAGUGGUAGCCUGAUCCAAUCGCAGUGCUUCCUCAUAGGAUUGGCUGAGACUGACAAAGAGGCAGAUCAGGGGCAGAGCCAGCACAAUUCAAACACAGCCCUGGCCAAUCAGCUUCUCCUCAUAGAGAUGAAUUAAAUCAAUGAAUCUCUAUGAGAAAAGUUCAGUGUCUGCAUGCAGAGGGAGGAGAUACUAAAUGUUUGGAUGCAUUUUAGGCAGCCAUGACCCAGGAAGGAUCUCUAACAGCUAUCUGAGGAGUGACCAGUGAAGUUAUCACUAGGCUGUAAUGUAAACACUGCAUUUCCUCUGAAAAGGCAGUGUUUACAGCAAAAAACCUGAAGGUAAUGAUUCUACUCACCAGAACAAAUUCAAUAAGCUGUAGUUGUUCUGGUGACGAUAGUGUCCCUUUAACCCCCUUAAGGAAGGCAGGCAUGCUAUGCCAUCUUUGGGGACCCGGCUCUAAAUGCCAGCAGGCAGCAUAGCACGUCACCACCGUCCUAUGUACUUACCCGCUCGCUGGCGAUCGUGGUGGGGGACUCACUUGGCAUCCCAGGAAGUCCCCCUGCUGCCGUUCCAGCUCUCCUGGGCCAUGUGAUCGCGAGGUCCUUGCGAGGACCUCACGAACACAUGGACGGCAUAGCAGUCCACAGCAGUGCCAGCAUGAGAGAGUGUCUGUAAUUACAGGUUCCCCCCCCCCUGCUGCCUGUAAAAAGUAAAAAAAAUAAAUAAAAAAAAAGUUAAAACAGUUUAAAAUAAAAUAUAUACUUGAAAUAUAUAUCUCUCUCAAAAUACAGUUAGAACGAAAUUACACAUAUAUUUUUAUUUAUUUUAUAUUUAACGUAUUUCCAUAUUUUAUUUUUUUUAUAUAUAUAUUUUUUUUUAAUCAUUAUCAUUCUACGUGUAUUUUGAGAUAUAUACAUACUUAGAUUAUAUAUAUGUGUGUGUGUAAUUUCGUUCUAACUGUAUUUUGAGAUAUAGAUAUAUAUCUCUCUAUCUCAAAAUAGACACAGAACGAAAUAUAUAUCUAUAUACAUAAGUGUGUGUAUGUAUGUGUGUGUGUGUGUACACCCACCCACCCACCCACCCACCCAGUAGAGAGCACUCAGGAGUCUUUCAAGGAAAAUUUCAUCUGUUGCUUUAUUGAGCAAUUACAAAUUCACACAACAUUCCAGUCUGUAAAAGACUUUUGUCAAGACCGGAAAAAAGUAUUUUACAGACUGGAACGUUGUGUGAAUUUGUAAUUGCUCAAUAAAGCAGCAGAUGAAAUUUACCUUGAAAGAUUCCUGAGUGCUCUCUACUGGUAUCGUAUACAAUUUGGUUGGAGACAGCAUGGGAGCAUUGAGUGUGUGUGUGUGUGUGUGUGUGUGUGUGUAUAUGUAUAUGUGUGUGUGUGUAUAUAUAUAUAUAUAUAUAUAUAUAUAUAUAUAUAUAUAUAUAUAUAUAUAUAUAUAUAUAUAUAUAUAUAUAUAUACAUAUACAUACACACACACAAUUUGUGUGACCUGCCUGGGUAAGCUGCCCGGACAAAACUAGUAAUUGAUUUUAUAUAUAUUUAUAUAUAUAUAUAUAUAUAAUAUAUAUAUAUACAGUGGCGUACAUACCAGGGUCGCGGCUGCGACCGGGCCCGGCCCACCAGGGGGCCCGGCCGCCCCUGCGACCCGGUAUGUACGCCCAGGGCCAGCCUCUUCCCCUGGGUGGCCCAGGAGCCGACCACCCCAGGGCCCCCCUGAGGCUGGCCCUGCUGACCCCGGGUGGCCGGUCGGGCAGGCAGGCGGGCGCGCGAGGGAGCACUCAGUGCUUCCUCUUCAGCUCCCUCGCGCACCACACUGAUACCGGAGCCGGCAGAUGACGUCAUCUUCCGGCGCCGGCAUCCCUAUGCGGCGCGCGAGGGAGCUGAAGAGGAAGCAGUGAGUGCUCCCUCGCGCGCCCGCCUUCCUGCCCGACCGGCCACCCGCCCAGGAGCCCAGCAGCACCACUGGACCCCAGGGAAUCCCCCAGCACUCCAAAAGGUAAGGAGGCUGGGGGGAUUACAUUAAAAAAAAAAACAACAACAAAAACUUGUGUUAGUGUGAGUGUUAGUGUUAGUGUGAGUGUUUGAGUGUGAGUGUGAGUGUCAGUGAGUGUGUUACUGUGUGUGUCUUACUGAGUGUGUGUGUGUGUUAGUGAGUCUGUUUGAUGUCUGUUAGUGAGUGUGUGUUUGUCAAUGAGUGUAUGUUUUUUAAGUGACUGUGUCUCUGUCAGUAAAUGUGUGUGUCUGUUAGCUAGUGUGUAUGCGUCUGUAAGUGUGUGUGUGUGUGUGUCUUCAGCACUUACCUUUCUCCAGCGCCGGACUCCCUUGGCACUGAGGAUCCCUCAGCCUCUCCGCUCCGAAUGCACCGCGCACGCAUUCAAACCGCCCAUAGGAAAGCAUUACUCAAUGCUUUCCUAUGGACGUUCAGUGUGCUCCUCUAGCGGCUGUCAGUGAGACAGCCACUAGAGGCUGGAUUAACCCUCAGUGAAACAUAGCAGUUUCUCUGAAACUGCUAUGUUUUCAGCUGCAGGGUUAAAACUAGAGGGACCUGACACCCAGACAACUUCAUUGAGCUGAUGUGAUCUGGGUGUCUGUAGUGGUCCUUAAAGGACCACUAUAGUGCCAGGAAAACAUACCGUUUUCCUGGCACUAUAGUGCCCUGAGGGUGCCCCCACCCUCAGGGACCCCCUCCCGCCCGGCUCUGGAAAGGGGUAAAACUUACCCCACCUUUGGAGGCUCUCCUCCUCCAAUCCUCCUCUUCUCCUCCCCUGUGUAUAUGCGCAGCGCAAGGCUGCGCGCGCAUUCAGCCUGUCACAUAAAGCAUUCAUAAUGCUUUCCUAUGGACGCUGGCGUGCUCUCACUGUGAAAAUCACAGUGAGAAGCACGCAAGCGCCUCUAGCGGCUGUCAAUGGGACAGCCACUAGAGGAAAUAGGGGAAGGCUUAACCCAUUCAUAAACAUAGCAGUUUCUCUGAAACUGCUAUGUUUAUGAAAAAAUGGGUUAACCCUAGCUGGACCUGGCACCCAGACCACUUCAUUAAGCUGAAGUGGUCUGGGUGCCUAGAGUGGUCCUUUAAAUGUGUGCAUCUGCAUGCACUGGCGUACAUACCGCGGUCGCAGCCCUGUAACCCCUGCGACCAGGUGCCCACCGCCAUGUGUUGCGGCCCGGCCCGCGCGCGGGGGGGGGAGGGAGGGCCCACGGAUCAAUUUUCGCACCGGGGCCCCAUGGGUCAUGUGUACGCCACUGUAUAUAUAUAUAUAAAACAAGAGGGGGUUGGCUGCACUCACCUUAACAUGCAUAAAUGGGGGUGCUGCUGGGGGCCAAAUAAUACAAUACACAAGAUCCAGCGCACUCACCUAUCCACUAAACAGCAACUUCAAUGUUGAAAGAUUGUAUUUGUUUUUUUAAAAACACCUAAUCUAGGCAAAAAUAAUGGGGGUUUAGUUACAUUAUAUGAUCAUACAUUGCAUAAGCCUGCCACAACGUCAAUGUACCCCAUCUUUGGCAGGUCCUACACUAACAGCCUAUAUAUAUUACAAUUUGUAAUAUUUAACCCUGUAACACUGACCGUGUACACUUUCCAGUCUAAGAGAGACUUCAGCAAACUUGGAGCUGGGUAAACUGCCUGGAUAAAACUAAUAAUUGAUUAUUAUAUAUAUAUUAAAAUUUGUAAUAUUUAACCCUGUAACACACAAAAUAUAUUGUGUUAUUUAACCCUGUAACACACAAAAUAUAUUACAAUUUGCGUGACCUGCCUGACAACCCAGGCCGAAAGUCCAGGGAACUUAAUUUGCUACCACUAUAUUUAACCCUGUAACUUUCCAAGACACCAUAAAACUUGUACAUGGGGGGUAUUGUUUUACUUGAGAGACUUCGCUAAACACAAAUAUUAGUGUUUCAAAACAGUAAAAUGUAUUACAACAGUGAUAUCGUCAGUGAAAUUUCUUUGCAUUUUUCACACACAAAUGAUAUAAUUGUUGUGAUACGUUUUACUGUUUUGAAAUACUAAUAUUUGUGUUUAGCGAAGUCUCCAGAGUAUAACCAUACCCCUCAUGUACAGGUUUUAUGGAGUCUUCAAAAUUUACAGGGUCAACUAAAAGGCUUGCGUUUCAUUUUUUUCACAUUUAAAUUCGCCAGAUUGCUUACGUUGCCUUUGAGACCGUAGGGUAGCCCAGGAAUGAAAAUUACCCCCAUGAUGGCAUUCCAUUUGCAAUAGUAGACAACCAAAGGUGUUGCAAAUGGGGUAUGUCCAGUCUUUUUUAGUAGCCACUUAGUCACAAACACUGGCCAAAAUUGGCGCUUAAAUUAGUUUUUUGCAUUUUUCACACACAAACAAAUAUUAACACUAACUUUGGCCAGUGUUUGUGACCAAGUGGCUAUUAAAAAAGACUUAACAUACCCCAUUUGCAAUACCUUGGGUUGUCUAUUACUGCAAAUGGUAUGUAAUCUCAUCCCUGCGCUACCAUACCGUCUCAAAGGCAACGUAACCAAUCUGGCGAAUUUCAAUGUGGAAAAAAAUGAAAAAUGUAACCUGCUAUAUUUGACCCUGUAACUUUCCAAAACUCCAUAAAACCUGUACAUAGGGGGUACUGUUUUACACGUGAGAAAUCACUGAAUAAAAAUGUGUAUUUUAUUGCAGUAAAAGCAAACCGAAUUCUGACAUUCACAGUUAAAAUGUCACAUAGAACUAAAAAAAAAUUAAAAAUGUAUUUUCUCCCAUUUUAUAAUAUUUUAUUCAUAUUAAAUUGUUUCAUAUCUAAUUAUUUGAUGUUAAAUGAAAGCCCUGUUUCCCCUGAAUAAAAUUAUAUAUAAUAAGUGUCGGUGCACUUAAUAUGAAAGAGGUGAAAUACGGUUGAACAGACAUAUAGUCAAAUUCCAGAUUUUGUUUGUUUUGAUCACAACUUGUACAUUUGGCUCAGUCCUUAAGGGCUUAAAGAAGUUGUUUUGCUACUUAGAGGCCCUUUUCCACUGAUACAUGGUAAGUGAAGUUGCCUGCAUACAGACUAGAGAGAAACUAGUUGCUUAGGAGAUGUUUUUCUGCUUAGUGGCCCUUUAAGUUGACCGAUAAGGUUUCAGGCAUGUUACAUCAUACUACAGUGGCAUUUGACAGUGGUUCCCUAUGACUCUUCACUCCUUAGUGAAGUGAUUGCCUUCUGUUGCAUAAGAACAUGAUUGCAAAGACAUUGGUAACUUUUCAGUUUUGAUAUGAUCGAAGUUCCUUUAUUUUUCUAGACUCUCUUGGAAGCUAUAACAGUUGGUAUUGCAGGUAAAUAUUCCAAGUUAUUUGUGUAACUUUUGAUUUGUGGCAUUUCAGUAUAUUUUGUCUCUCAAUUUUACUUUUAACAACAUAAAAACUUUUUCUGGGAAUUGGGAUUUUAGACCACAUCCAGAUAUCUAAAGGAAAAUUAUGGACUAAAAAUCAUUUUUAUAUUGCAACAAAAAAAAUAAAUAAAAUAACAUACAUUCCUUCAAAGUUUCCUUUUAAACAUGGGUUAAUGAAUCUGUCUGAGGACAGACUAGCAUGAUGCUUCGUGACCCUUACAUUUUUUUCGAAUCUUUUAGUACUGGGUUUAGAUAGACAUAGAUAUUCGUAUCCCUCAUGAGUUCUAGGAGAAGGGGGGGAAAUGCCAAUAAAACAGAAAAGAUUUCUGUAAGACAGAUGCCAAUCCAAUACAUCAAACCUAUGUGUAACACAUCUGUGUGUUUUUUCUGUUCCAGUGACAUUUUAUGAAGUGUCUGUGGUUAUACAAGCCUUCUUACUGACCGCAGCGGUGUUCUUUGGACUGACCGUGUACACUUUCCAGUCUAAGAGAGACUUCAGCAAACUUGGAGCUGGGUAAGCUGCCUGGAUAAAACUAGUAAUUGAUUGUUGGUUGAUUAUGUUUGGCUCAUUAUAAUGAUCAGAAGACUCACAAAGACAUAUCAAAAUUAUAAUGUUAUAUGCAAGUUGUUUAUUGACAUUCUUUCAGAAUUGUUCUGCAUUUGUAAAAUGCUUGUCAUGGUGUCCAAAGGUCUGUUGAAAGAUUCAGCAUCCCAAACACUGUUUGUGUAUUUAUUCCGAAUAGCCUUUCAUGGAUAUUCAUUCAACUAGGAAUUAUUUGAGAACUGAAACUGUAUUUGCAAAUUUUAUGCCAAAAUGGAACAACUACCCAACUCUUCUAUUAAGCUUAUAAAGCAGAACUGUCACGAUCGGAGUACAUUGCAUGAUUUUGCAAAGAUGGUGACAUUGCCCCGAUUACGGAUGGGGGGCAUUAUGGGAAAUGUAGUCCAGAAACAAUUUAUGGUGUCAAGGUUAGCCAUCACUAUAAUAACUAAACUGUGUUGCGCCUAAAAUCCAUUAAUGUUUAACAUAAAUAUUCAUUUUGUAGCAUUCAGCCAAGUAGCUUGUUUUUACAUUCAAAAUGAGAAUUUACAAAAAAUAUAUAUAUUUAAAUGUUAACUGUGUUUUGUGUUAUUUAGCUACCACAUGAUAAAACUGUCCUAAGACUGAGAAAUACCCUGCUAGUGUAAUGAUCAACUUUACAUAUAACACAACUCUUGUCCAAGCAGGUGGUGAUUGUCACUUUUGAGUGACAAAGUUCAACCUUAUUGUGACAUUAGAAGUAUUGUUUGAUUUGUUAAUGGGAAAAGAAAACUGACUUUGGCCUUUGUUUUUUUUUUUUUUUUUUUAAACAGACUUUUUGCAGGCCUGCUGGUGUUAAUUCUUGCUGGUUUUCUGAGGGUAAGAUAUUACAGUCAUUGUGUAUUUAUGAGAGUAAUCUGAUGGCCACAUUGUAAAUUUUAUGUUAUUGCAUUUUUACCGGAUCUCUACACAACUAGUAUUUAGCUUCUGUAGUGUUUAAAUAUCAAAAUAUGACCUGCCUGUCCAAGCAAUUUAAUCUUGUAAAACCUUUUGCUUAAAGGUCAGAUCAGGAAUUUACACAUCAAAAAAAUAAAGGUUGUUUAGUAUUUGGAUUAUAGACUAUAAACUGUACCUUUUUUGUACUGUGUGAUGUAAUUGAAAUGGAGCAUUGUAUUCCUUAUUUUAAGUAGUGUUCUAUGCUCCAUAGCCAUUGCAGCUCAUUGUGGACACUAUCCAGCAGGUGUGUGUUUUUUGAGCGUUUGCAAAAUAGACAGCGCUCUCCUGGUGCCUACAUCCUGCCACACUACCAAUGCGAAAGUGGACUUAUGCACUAGCCACGACACCUUUGGGUGACAUUCAUAGGCUAAGAAUGCUGGAACUGGGUUAACACAUUUUUCUCAGGCUAAUAUUGCAGCCAAAAACCACAACUGAGAAGAAAGGGGCGAUCCUUUGAUAUGCGCCUUUUGGUUUUGUUUUUUGCCCUCCAACUUCUCUUAAACAGUUUAACAAAAUAAAAAUAGGACAGCACCCACAGACUCGUUACAUGACAUCCUCCAUAGGUAGCAAUAGUUGUUAUGAUGUAUAGAGUGCUCUCUUAAGUCAUCUUUUGUAAGUAAAUCCUUUUCUAAAGUAGAUUAGGAACUGCACUUAAUCCCAUCACUCUGGGCCAGGGUGCAACUAAACCAUGGCCCAGCACUAGUCCCAGAUGCCAAAUGCAAGAAACCAAUAAAGGUUCAGGCACUCCAAGGUCCAAGAAAGGCAAAUUUAUUUGAACCAGAUAACGUUACUUCUUGUUAUCUGGUUUGAAUAAAUUUGUCUUUCUUGGACCUUUGAGUGCCUGAACCUUUGUUAUCUUUUGUAAGUAAGACUGAAAUGUAUCAAAUUCUCUGCCUUUGUACAUCUGCUGACCUUGUCUUACUUAUUACUUGUUUAUGAUUUUUGGGUUGCAAAGUGUUGGUGUGCCUAGGAUUAAUUUCAUUUAAGGCAAUCAAGUCAAUGGUACACUUUGAUUUCUUGCUGUACAUUUUUGUGAACUCUUACUGUGCAGUAAUUGCUGAGCCAAUCCGUAUAUCCGCAUAGAGAUGCAUUGCGUCAGUACAUCUCUAUGGGGAGCAUUUAGCAUCUUAUUGUGGGCAUUGAACAUAGAUCAUGCAAUCUUUGUAGGACCUUGUCCAGGAAGUCACUCUAGUGGCUGUCUGUGUGACCGUCCCUAGUAGUGGUCAUAGGCAGCCAUGUAAACAUUGCCUUCUCUCAGAAAAGCAAGCCUUUACAAUGUUUUGCCAACAGGAACAGGCUAAUUGCCCUAGAAACACUACCCUAAGCUGUAGUCUUUCUGGUGCCUAUUGUGUCCAUUCAAGACCAGGCAUCACAUACAUGGGGGGCUCACCCUAGCCUAAAUUCAAAAUAUAAUUCCAAGAAAUUAAUUUCAGUACUUAUCAGAAGAGUAGCCCUCAUUUACACUGCAGUGUGGCUAACUCAAGUUUGUAAAAAGAAAAAUUGUAUAAGGCUCUCCUGUGUAUAUGAAAAUGUGUUUACUCUCUGGUCCUGUGGGUUGAAUUUCUUGGUGUUUAAUGUAGUGUUAUGCUGAAUUUUUUUUUAUUUUUUUUUCUGGUCAGUUUUUCCUUCACAGUGAGACUGUGGAGCUGGCAAUUGCUGCUGGAGGAGCCAUCUUGUUCUGUGGUUUUAUCAUCUAUGAUACUCAUUUGUUGAUGCACAAAUUGUCUCCUGAAGAACACAUCCUGGCUUCAAUCAAUCUUUAUCUCGACAUCAUUAAUCUGUUUCUGCAUAUUCUCCGUUUGCUACAAGCUGCCAACCAGAAAUAAAGAAAAAUUGCAUUGAUACAGCUGAUGAUAAAACUUUCUUUUCAUAAAUGAUCUAAUUUUCACACUUAUCUCAGUACGAAUUUCUUAACUGUCUGAAUGACUAACAAGAAAUGGGUUGCGCAAUGUGACAUCAGUCAAUAUGUAGGAGUGCAUUAGUAACUGUAAAUUACUUUGUAAGCAUGGCUGCAUGUCUCUCCUUCACCGGGUCUCCAUAUUUAAAUAUCCUGCCUAUUCCCUCUGGAAUUUACUGUUUUAAAAAAAUGAUCUGACUGCAAUAGAGACAUAUCUAUCAGAAACUAAAUUUGAUCCAUCUAUUAAAUGUAUUAUUUACCUGUGCACUUUGUCUUAUAGUGAUCUGAAAACAUAAUGACCUAACAUGUAUUUUCUGAUUCUCAUUUACUUGUAUUAAGUGUAAGGAAUAUCUUGCCAACUUUAUUAUGUAUAUAUUUGGACCAUCCUGUGUUUUCCUGUUAAGCGUGGGAUGUGGUGUCUGUGUUUACUCCUUGCACACUGUGACUCCAAAUCUUAGCAUCGCACACACCACAUGUGUCCCAGACAGUAGACCGUGUAUAAUCACUUGUGAUUAUUGCUUCUGUAAAUGGUUUAAAAUGAAUAAUAAUCAUAUUCUCUCAUAUUAGCAGACCAGAAUAUUUUUAAUUUUAAUCCUAAAGAACCAUCUAAUGCUGUAAUGAAACUCGUACCAAAGUUCCUGCAGUGUUAUCUUUUAUUCCACAUACACAAAUGAUUCCAUGGGGUGUUAUAAAUGUGUUAGUCUGCUUUCACUCUGGGGUGAUUCAGACCUUGUGUGUAGCGUAGCUCAAUUCUCCCUAUGUGUGUGACAUCCAUCAUUGUAUUCUGAAAAGUGUCUUCUCUUUUAUAAAAGUAUUUUAAAAGUAGUGUGUCACUAUGCUACUUUAUAUUUUCAAACAGUUUUUUGCACCUUCACAACUAUGUUCCUCUGUGAGUAAGGUGAAAAUUGUAUGUGAGUAUUUUACCUCCCUUUUUAACCAACAUAACAGUGGCAUAAGAGAACACCAGAACGUCUAAUGUUUAUGGUGCAUAAACAGGCAAAAAUAUUACUAAUAAAGUGUAGUACAAAAGGAAAAAUAAAAACCAUUGAAAAGCCAAAGUAAUAAAUAGUGGAAAUGGAGUACCAGCCAAAAAUCCAGAAAAAAAACAGUUAUUCACUGACACUUUGAUAAAUCAUCCCCAUUGUGUUUUCUUAAUGUACCUGAACAUGUGUGUUGCAUAUUUUAUUUCUAAUAGAAAAUUUGUAGCUCAUUAGUUGGUGCCCUGUCAUUGGCUGGAUUAACCUGAAUAAUAGUGGACCUGCUUAUCCAAGUUGCUAUUGUUCAGUUUUACUACGGCUAACAUACCGGUAUGUCUCUCGUUUAAUGUUAGUGAAAUUUAUUGCAAUUGUUGCACUAGAAAUAUAUGUGUGUAAAAAAAAAAAAAUAAGUACAUAUGUUUGUCACUUCAAACAUACCUUUCUCCUAUUGUUUCAUUUUUGUUUAAGAAUCUGUACUUCAUUUCUGAUCUAAUAUUUUUAAGACGUAUGACAAAGUAGGGCUACUUUGUCCUUAUGUAUUUUUCCUACGCUUGACAAUCCUGACAAACUGUGGAGCUUAAGGCAACCUCCACUUCAUUUCUUAAAAUAAUGGGCAUUGCCCUAAGCUCCACCCUUUUGUCAAGAUUGUCAAGUGUAGGAAAAAUACAUAAGACAAAGGAACCAAUUGGAGAAAUGUAAGUUUGAUGUGACAGCCACUUCAAUUGAUUUUUCUUUACUAAUUUCCAAAUACUAGUUUCUCACUACAAAUAUUAAAGAGGAACUGUCCUUUCUCUGGAAUGUAUACCAUUGAAUAAAACAUUGAACAUCACCUAUAAUGUAUCUUAAUUUUUGUUUGUUUUUUAACUUGAGAUGCUCAGUUUUUCUUUUAAAUUGAAUUAAAGAUUUGACAAAUCAUAAUCUUAACUCUGUUGCUAUACAUGUUGAUACAUUUAUCAUCCAUAAUUUAACCCCUUAAGGACACAUGGCAUGUGUAACCUGUCAUGAUUCCCUUUUAUCCCAGAACACUUUUAUCCCAGAAGUUUGGUCCUUAAGGGGUUAAAGGGACUCUUAAGUCACCAAAACAACUUUAGGUUAAUGAAGCAGUUUGGACGUAUAUAUCAUGCCUCUGUAGUUUUACUGUUCAAUUCUCUGCCAUUUUAGGAGUUAAAUCACUUUUGUUUCUGUUUAUGCAGCCCUAGUCACACCUCCCCUGGCUGUGAUUGACAGAGCCUGCAUGAAAACAAAACAGUUUCAUUUUAAAUCUGAUGCAACUAACUUUACAAAGCAGGAGGUAAAAACAUUUAAAUUGAACUUUUAUUGCAUACAAUAGACUCCUGCUGGGUCUAGCAAGCUAUUAACAGGGCUGGAGAUGAUGAUGAUAAAUUCUAAAUUAAACAGAAUUUGUAAUAAAGGAAGUGUCCCUUUUAUAUUACUUUGCAAAACUAGAGAAAUAUCAUCUCCAAAUAUGUAAUCCUAUCCAAUAUUUUUAUUGCUC
Messenger RNA from Pelobates cultripes (western spadefoot toad), 14862 nucleotides. The record is from the annotation of a GenBank genome assembly. Lineage: Eukaryota; Metazoa; Chordata; Amphibia; Anura; Pelobatidae.